Molecule: messenger RNA, 2882 nt
Organism: Mytilus trossulus (common blue mussel)
Lineage: Eukaryota; Metazoa; Mollusca; Bivalvia; Mytilida; Mytilidae
Exons: 2
Coding region: 354-2456 (700 amino acids)
Biological process (GO): N-acylphosphatidylethanolamine metabolic process
Cellular component (GO): cytoplasm
Molecular function (GO): A2-type glycerophospholipase activity; glycerophospholipid phospholipase A1 activity
Source: RefSeq, a predicted model, not a curated record
CGUUCAACACAGAAAACUAAAGAUAGUUGAGAAACUUACUGUCUAACUGUAAUCGAUAUCAUAGUGAGAGUAUAUUUAGUAACAUAUGAUUCAUAUAGGACUUUCCCAAGGAUCGUCGUUAUGAAAGAAUACCGGUUUGCAAAAUAACAUAUAGAAUAAGUCAGUUUGUGGGACAAUUUAUCAAAGGCAUUAGUAUGUAUAUCUAGUGAAAGAGAUCAUUCUGAAUUAUCCAGGCAGUGAAUAGUGGAAAUAUGAAUUAUUGAACUGUUUUACAACCAAUGAAACUGAACGGAAUUAACGCUACAGAGGAGGCACCAAAACGAAAUACGACCUGAAAUUAAGUUGAGGACAUCAUGGACGAUACCAUUUUACUUGAAGAUUCCUCUGGAAAAAUUUACCAAAAGGAAGGAACUGGUAAAAGUGAAAGUCUUUUGAAAGAUGCUAUCGAUGAUGUCAACAAAGAAAAAGACACUUACAGCAAUCAUCAAGCGGCUUUACAUCCGAAAGACUUUAAUGAUGAACAUUUAGAAACUGUAAAUGACGAAACACAUUUAAAGCCUUUGGGUCAAAACGUUACUGACACUGUAAAUGACGAAACACAUUUAAAGCCUUUGGGUCAAAACGUUACUGACACUGAAAAUGACGAAACACAUUUAAAGCCUUUGGGUCAAAACGUUACUGACACUGAAAAUGACGAAACACAUUUAAAGCCUUUGGGUCAAAACGUUACUGACACUGAAAAUGACGAAACACAUUUAAAGCCUUUGGGUCAAAACGUUACUGACACUGAAAAUCAGCAAGACGACAACGUAUUUAUCUAUAGUAUAAACGAUGAAUCUGAAUCUGUGAUCUUAAAGGAAAACGAAAAUCAAAAACAAAUAACUGGGGAGAUAUAUGAAGCUACUGAUAUUAAAACUUUGUCGAAUGAAGAUGUUGAUCAUAAAAACAAAAAAUAUGAAAAACAAAAAAUGAGUAAAAAUAAUAAAGCGGACCCAGGCGAUUCAAAUGUUUUUGAUCCAACAACAGACAUUUCAAAGUUAGAAGAAUCUCCGAUGAUGCAAAGACCCCCAUCACAUCUAACUGUUGCUUUUUGGGCAAAAGAAGACACACCUACGAGUACGAGAAAGGUGAAAACAUCGGCUUUAGAAGCAAUAAGUGAUGAGCAAGUCUAUCCAUUCACAAGAAAUGAUUCAAAAAAGAAACAACUGAAUGAUUCAGGCAUUGCUGAUAUUACAGAAAAGGACAAUGAGACGGGAAAUUAUCAAUACAACAUCAAUUUUGAAUCAACUUCAGAAUCAAUCGUCGUGGAAAACGAAAACAAUUAUUCACUAGAAACAAAAAAUGAUAAUGAAACAGAAGCAAGUAGAGACCCGUCUUUUGGUGUUUCUGAUGAUGAUAAUAGUUAUCAAAGGUACCCGGAUGAUAAUACAGAUUCGAAAUAUUUACAAACAUCUUUACAAUCGAUAUCAAAUGAUGAGAGUGAGGUUGGUAAAAGUUGUAUGGAUUGUAUUAAACCAGUACAAAUUAAAAACUGGAAGGAAAUCAGAAAAGGCGACCAUAUAAUUCUUUUAAGGAGUUUUUAUGACCAUCACGCAAUUGUAGUGAAAGUAAAUGAACCAGAGGAUGAUAACUGUUUACAGAUUAGUUUAGAAUUGAUUCAUCAGACAAACAGGGGGGCCAUAAGGGACAGUUUUCGUGGUAGAGAACGAAUUGUCAAAUUAAAACGCAAAACUGAAACAGUCGAUUUAAAAAAAGUAAGGAUUUGUAAAUAUUGGGGAAGAAUAAAACCGAAAAGUCCCGACGAAGUAGUCAAAAGGGCAACUGAAUCAUUAAAUGGUGAUCAGCAUGAAUUUCGGUACAAUGUUAUUGAUAAUAAUUGUGAACAUUUUGCAUCUUGGUGCGUAACUGGAAGAAGGCUCAGCAUUCAAAUAAGAAAGGCGACAGUUGUUUUCAAAAUACUGGUACAAAACAGAUUACGCGGUCUUAGUAACGAAAUUUUAAGAAACAAGGUCGAAUACGACCAUGGCAUGCUGUGCGAAACGUGCUUCGAGAGAAAUAAGAAAAUGCUUAGUGUGACAACAAAGAAAGUUAAAGAAAAAGACGACAUACACAAAGGUGACAUAGUUUUGUAUAGAUAUUACACACUUCUACACUGUUCGGUGGUUCUUGACGUGAUCAAACGUAAAGAAAAAUAUAUCAAGUGCGAGAUUGCUCACUAUGCAUUCAAGGGACCGUUAACACAGAAAAAAAUACAAAGUAGUAUUUUGAAAGUACCGUAUAAUGGAUCAGUAUCAGUAUUUGAAUACUCGAGUGGUGAGUUUGAAACGUAUGAGCCGGAUGAAGUAGUUUGUCGAGCUAGGAAAAGAAUGGGAGAGAAAAUGUUUUCAUAUUUUUCCAAUGACUCAAGCCAUUUUGCCCGCUGGUGUAAAUUGAAAUUGUUAAACCAAAAACAAUAAAAACUUUGAUCCUUUUUGAUUCCAUACAUUCACUUAGAAUAAUUAAAGUCCUGCAUAGCACCACUGAAAAGUUUGCAACUGUAGUUGUGUAUUAUUUCAAAUAGGUUAUAGACGUCACGUACUAUUUCAAAUCUGUAUUUAAUCACAGCUUUGAUGUUUUAAACUUAAUCAUUCUCUCUUCAGCAAUGAUAAAAAAUCACUUAUUUUCAUGUUUGUCAUUUCUAAUUUGGAUAUUUUCUAUUGCGAACUUAAACUGUAGAUCUAAAAUAGCAAAAUAUACAGAAAACUUUGUUAAUUUCUUUAUGUGCCCGUGUCAUGAUAAGGGCCUGUGAUUUUAGAAUAUUUUGUUUUAUUGAUUUAUGUCCUUCAUGUUUGUUUUUAGUAAACUGUUUUGUUUAUACUAAUAAACACGUGAGUUUUCCUGUU